Fomitopsis serialis is the source of this 2071-nucleotide messenger RNA. Its product is annotated as auxin efflux carrier. The record is from RefSeq and is a predicted model, not a curated record. The transcript is spliced from 7 exons. Gene Ontology annotation, cellular component: endoplasmic reticulum; membrane. The coding region runs from base 75 to 1604 and encodes 509 amino acids. Gene Ontology annotation, biological process: transmembrane transport. NCBI's taxonomy places the organism in Eukaryota, Fungi, Basidiomycota, Agaricomycetes, Polyporales, Fomitopsidaceae.
CCUCAUCCCCCGGGGCAGCGCCCUCUAGUCAUUCAUUCGCUACCCACCCCGGGCAGCGCCCUCUCCCACCGGUCAUGGCCUCCUCCCCUAUCGGCCCGCUUGUCCUGGUUGUCUUUGAGUCUAUCCUCGAAGUCUUCAUCAUCUGCUUUGCUGGAUGGAUACUGGCUGUCCAGGGCAUUCUCGACAAGAAGACGCAGAAGCAAAUCAACCGCGUCAAUGUCUCCUUGUUCACGCCGGCGUUGCUCUUUUCAAAAGUUGCUUUCUUCCUCACACCAGCCAAGCUGGCCCAACUAUGGGUCAUCCCUAUCGUUUUCAUCAUAGUGACUCUGGUUUCGAUGGCGGUCGCGUAUUUGCUGGCAUGGAUGCUCAAGCUCAAGAAGUCGCAGAGGAACUUUGCGAUCGCAGCCGCUAUGUUCAUGAACUCGAAUACGCUCCCAAUCGCCUUGAUGCAAAGUCUCGUCGUCACCGUCCCCAAUCUCAAGUGGGGAGACGAUGACACCCAAAGCGAUAUGUUGGGCAGAGCAUUGACUUAUCUCGUGCUAUACUCUACCCUGGGCAUGAUUGUACGAUGGAGUUACGGUGUCAGGCUCUUGGCGGAUGCGGAUCCAGAGGCUAUACCAGACGCCCCGGCGAAUUCUCCCGUCGGGCAGAAUGACAACGCGCAUACCAGUUCGAUGGAAGCUGAUCAUACCCUGCGUCGUGAACCAUCUUCCCUGACUGACGCUGACGACGCGAAGACCCUUACGCACGUUCGCAUCAUCGAGGAGCCCAAGUCUUUGCCAAGCUCACGAUCCAUAUCGCCCCAACCCCAGGCAUCGACAUCCGGCACACCUUCCUUGUACGCCAGCGAGGGCGAACGGACCAAUGUAGAUCUCCCUCUGGGAGAUGUGGUCCCAGAGCUGGAGGCCUCGGUCCCGGACUCGCGCUCGCGACGCGUCUGGAACCGCAUCCGCAAAGCCUGGGCAGGGUUCUGCGAUUUCAUGACCGUCCCUUUGUGGGCCGCGCUCGCCUCCAUCAUCGUCGCGUGCAUCACACCGCUACAGGUGUUCAUCGAGGACCACGUCCCACCCAUCACAGGCGCGCUCACCCAAGCCGGUAAUUGCUCCAUCCCCCUCACGCUCGUUGUCCUCGGCGUAUACUUCUACACCCCACCCGAUAAGCGCCAACAGGACGAGCAGCUCCCUACGCAUAAGUCUUCGGGCCGCAAGCCGAGCUGGGCAGCACGCUCGCGCGAACGGAUACGCAAGGCGUUUAGCCGGAAGAAGAGUGGAGAGGGGAAUCAGGCGCGCCCGGGGGAGACGAAGACGGUCCUUGUGGCAGUGCUGGCGAGGAUGGUGAUCACGCCGAUACUGCUCGUGCCACUCAUAGCAGUCGCGGCGAAGUACGACCUACAGCGGCUUUUCCAAGACCCUGUAUUCAUCGUGUCGAACGUGCUCCUGAUCGCGUCGCCGCCUGCGCUCACGCUUGCGCAGAUCACACAGGCUGCGUCGGGCGACGCUUUCGAGCGUCUCCUCAGCAAAACGAUCUUCUGGUCGUACUGUGUCCUGACCGCGCCCUCCACUAUCAUCGUAGUUGUCCUUGGGCUGAUCCUCGCCAAGCUCUAAUCCGAGCUACGUUCUUUUGCUUGAAUUGCUCUGCUGUUGUCUCGUCAUGCUCAAUCUUGCAUCAUACAAUUCUCAACGGCAUACAUGUGAAUCCAUAUGACGGACUUGAUUUGUUUUUUUCUUGCUGAUCUCGAUUGUUGAAUUCUCAUACAAGCGCGGUGUGUCCUCUAGCCUUGAGAAGCUGCGCCUGGUACGUACGUAUCAGGCGUGUGCGUGGGUGUAUACAGGGACUUAGAACGUGUUGCCGAUCCAUAGACUGUUCUGGCUGUAUUGUAGGCCUUUUCUACACCAUCCCCGAUACAUUGCAUCCAACAUGUUGGGCAGCGCAGACGAGGCUCGCUGGUGCGUUUGCUCAAGGCAAAUAGGCGCUGAUGGCACUAUCGCCACUACGAGAGAUGCGAAUUCGGAAUGCGUUUGUCUCGCCGAUGCACACAGUGCACGCAUGCAUUGACCCUCCAUUUCCGUCG